AGGACUUGUUUUGCAUUUCCGGUAUGCACGCGCCACCUAUCGACAGGAAACAACCGCACGGUUUUGAGGAAGAAUCAAUACCAGUAGAAUAGAAUUGCUAUUAAAAUAGCGAGCGACUAAACAGCUAAUGAUUUGCUUUGAUAAAAAGCUGUUUAAAGAAUCUCGCGUUUAAUAACAGAUGCAUCAGUCUACAGUUACGCUGUACGUAACUUCCGGGUUUCACUCGCCAUCACUCGCCAUCAUCCCUCUUUCUGCUGUUAGGACGGCUGUUUUGGGAUUUCGCCCUUGUUUUUGGUCGUUUGAGGCAGCUAAUCGUGUUCUGGCACGUCUCGAGUGCAAAUGCGGCUCAGGAAAUGGAGGUAAAGCGAUUUAUAAAGAAAAAUGAAGAGACUUGUUGCCGCGCAUGCGCAGAACGAAAUCAGAUGUGAUCACAGAGAGCUGUGGUAGGCAACAGAGAGCUGUGCACGCAAAACAGUAACGUGAUCUCUCUGAGAAGCAACUUUACCGGCGCAUAUUUAUCUUCUGCACAGGACAUAACACGGUUUUUACAGACUCCAUGGAGACAAGGCGUGGAAGAGAUUCCCAAAGGAAAGUGAAGGACCUGUGGUGUCAAAUGGAAAGGAUUCAGCAAGAGAGAUAGGAAAGAACAUGGGCAUGUUUAGUCAUGGAUGAUGCAUGCAUUGCAGAAGCUCUCUCCUCAGAAGCAGUGUUCAGGACUGAUACUGUGUCAUGUUCGCAUGAUCUAGAAUGAAGAAAGUCUUCAGAAACCUGGUGGAUUGGUGGUGGUCUACCUAAAGCUGUCAAUUUUAACCACAAAAACUUUUUCCUCCUUAUGACUUUAGAACAGUGGAUUUGAUCAAGAACUUGGCAAGAACCCAAACACUCCAUGUGAAAUUCCUCCUUCCUGAAAGCAUGAUUAAUCUCCUGGAAUUGCCCUAGAUGUGAGUAGAAAUUACAAGCACUUUUUUUUUUCUGUUAAGGAGGAGCGUUUUUCAAAGGGAAAGGAAAAAAAAUCCCACAUCUGUCUUUUAGAUCAUGGCCGUAUGCAUAGUGAAGUCUGCGCUUCUGCUGUGUCUUGUGAAUUUGGGAUUUUCCUUCUCUGGGAUAUUUGACCCCUCAGGCAAAUAUGGCACAGUCAGCGAUCAUGACGAGCGAGCUGAUUUCCAUACAGGCACCAACGCCACCACAGAACGAGGAUUUCACAUGCCAUCAAACGUCCACCCCAACCUUUAUUUCGACCUGACAGAAGUGCGCCGGCUGAAAAAGAAAGCUGCCAGCACGCACGGACACAUAUUUAAAGUUAUACGAAAUGCAGUGAUGGCCAUGCUCGACAGCCCGACGCUCUACCUGCCACCCAUGAACCAUGAGGAAUUUGCAAAGAAAUGGAACGAGAUUUACGGAAACAACCUUCCACCACUUGCGCUGUACUGUCUACUCCAGCCCGAAGACAGCGCCGCAUUCCAGUUUUUAAUUAAAUACAUGGAUCGUAUGGCAGAAUAUCCCGACUGGAUUGUGACUAGCGCUCCAAAUGAUGAGGUUCCAAUAUCCCAUUCCCUCACUGGCUUCGCUACAGCUUAUGACUUCAUUUAUACCUAUCUGGACACCCAGCGAAAGGUUCAGUACCUUAAGAAGAUACGUGCCGUCACAGCGGAGCUUUAUGAACUGUCCAAACAUAGAGGUUGGGGCCGGCAGUUUCUACAGAACCACCAGACUACAAACAUACUAGCCAUCCUUACAGGAGCUAUCGUAACUGGUGUACACAAAGACCGUGAAACCAUGAUGUGGAAGCAGGUAGCCGUGAACUACAUGGAAAAGACCAUGUUCCUCUUGAAUCAUAUCGUAGAUGGUUCCCUAGAUGAAGGCGUAGCGUAUGGCAGCUACACAGCCAAAUCCAUCACUCAGUACGUUUUCUUAGCGUCACGUCAUUUUGAAAUAGACAACAAGAAUAACAACUGGCUGAGAGCUCACUUCAUGUUCUACUACGCCACCGUGCUCCCUGGUUUUCAAAGAACUGUGGGCAUCGCUGAUUCCAACUACAACUGGUUCUAUGGGCCAGAGAGUCAGCUGGUGUUCCUGGACUCAUUUGUGCUCAGGAAUGGCUCAGGAAACUGGCUGGCGCAGCAGAUCAGAAAGUGUCGGCCCAAGGAUGGGCCCAUGAUGCCGUCUGUGGCGCAGCGUUGGGCUACAUUACACACUGAGUUUAUCUGGUAUGACUCAGAGCUCACUCUUCAGCCACCGCCUGAUUUUGGGAAAGCAGACAUGCAUGUUUUUUCAAACUGGGGGGUGGUGACAUACGGCGCAGGGUUGCCUUCGGGGCAGGACAACACUUUUGUUUCUUUUAAAUCUGGGAAGUUAGGUGGGCGAGCAGUGUAUGACAUCGUUCAUGCUAAGCCUUAUACCUGGGUCGAUGGCUGGACUAACUUCAACCCGGGUCAUGAACACCCGGAUCAGAACUCGUUCACUUUUGCACCAAAUGGACAAGUGUUUGUCUCUGAAGCUUUGUAUGGUCCAAAAUACAGCUAUCUUAACAACGUCUUGGUAUUUGCACCAUCCCCCACUAGCCAGUGCAAUGCACCAUGGGAGGGGCAGCUAGGGGAAUGUUCCAAAUGGUUAAAAUGGGGAGAAAAGGAAGUGGGAGACAGUGCUGGUGAGGUCAUUGCAGCGUCUUCACACCAGGACACUAUGUUUGUUAGUGGUGAAGCCGUGUCAGCUUAUUCGUCCGCUAUGAAGCUGAAGAGUGUUUAUCGAGCCCUUGUGCUGCUCAACUCCCAAACCUUAUUAGUGUUAGAUCACGUUGAAAAGCAUGAAAAGUCUCCCCUAAUGUCGUUUAGUGCCUUUUUCCACAAUCUUGACAUUGACCUGAGAUAUGUGCCCCACAGGUCUUUGAAUAAGUACAGUGGAGCUCUGAUGGAUGUAUGGGACGCCCAUUAUGAGAUGUUUUGGUUUGACAGUCAGGGAGUCAGUCCUGUUGGCAGGAUACAAGAAGUAGAACAGGUUGCAGAGUUCAAAAAAAGGUGGACGCAAUUCAUAAAUGUUACUUUUUCCAUGGACAGUGUAGUCAGCAGGGUGGCUUACCUAAUGCACGGCCCUUUUGUCAAAGUAUCAGACUGCAGGUUCGUUGACAACAGUAAAAAUGGAGUUAAACUGUCAGUUACCCUGAAUGACACAGAGACUACCGUGUCCAUAGCAACAAACUACAAAGAUAUUGGUGCCAGGCACAGCUACUUAGGCUUUGCAGGAUUUGCAAAAGCAGAGAAUAAACACAAGAUAAUUCAUUUUGGUCAGGGAGUUCAGGUUUUACCCAGCCAACUGAAAAAAGACUCCACAUUUAACCUCGGUUUCAUGAUCAAUGUCAUUGCAGUGUGGAUUCUGUGUUUUGCCAUCGCAGUUUUGACCAUAAAGAGAAAGUUUAAUGUUUCCUCCCGUAAACUUAUCCGCUGCACAAUUAUUUCAGUGCUGCUUUUCUGGGUGUUGGAACUCUUGGUAACAUCUCAUCGUUGUCAGGAGGUGCUGUGUGGCAUCAUGUGGAGGGACCUCCGUGUCUCUGAGGAAGCCGUCACUCGAUCCACCUUCCCUCUUGAUCACAACCCAGAGCCCCUUCCGUUCAUAAUCAUCACCUCUCUUCCCGGCUCUGGAGCUGAGAUCCUUCAACCCCUUUUCGACAACAGUUCUGACUUUGUGUAUCUCAGUAUUCCCUCCACAUACCUCCGUAUUCCAGAGACCAGUUUUUCUCCUGACUCUUUCACGGACGCUUGUGAGUGGUCCAGAGCGGAUGCCCAGAGCGGAAAGUUUCAAGCCAUUCAAGGAUGGUUCCAUUCAAUGGUGCAUAGCAUCAGACUGCACCUGCAGAACAUUCAGCUCUACAAGAGCAGUAUCGAGACGGGGAAUCAGGGCAGAGCUCAGGGAACGAAGAAGAGGCGGAAGCUCCUGAUGGAGACGAGCGAGACCAGAGACAGGAGGACUACAUCGAGGGAGGUGGAGUAUAUCAAGGAGUUGAGGCAGCACUUGUCGAACUUCCCGAACGCCUGCCCUGUGCUGAACCUUCGGAGCGGGAGCUGGUCCUUAAAACUCCCGUUUGUUCAAGAAGUCAUUGGACGCUCGUUGCGAUCUGUUCAAGUAGUGCGUGACCCAAGGGCAUGGAUCUAUAUGAUGCUCUACAACAGCAAGCCAAGCCUUUAUGCCAGCAGAAACAUUAGAAAACACUUGCUCAACAUUCUGAACCAGGGUGGCGAUAGGGCAGGACAGACCUGCACGCAGUUUGACGCAGCAUUUCAGCCAUUGCGAGAGAUCCUUGCUCAGCCAGCUGCUAACCCAGUGCUCUUGCUAGCUCAUCUCUGGCUUGCUCACACUUCCGCCAGCCUCAGAGCGAGCACGGACUUGCCCUCACACACCUACCUUCAGGUGAAAUUUGAGGAUAUUGUGAACUUUCCUGAGGAUACUGCAGAAAGGAUACACAGGUUUAUUGGUGUGCCAGUUGCUCCAGCUGCCAUAAACCAGCUCGCAUUUGCUACAUCCACAAAUCUGUAUCAUCUAGUCUAUGAAGGGGAUAUAUCACCUGCAAAAAUUAAUGUAUGGAGAGAAAAUAUGGCUCCUGAUCAGAUUAGACUUAUAGAACAUGUGUGUGGGACUGUCAUGGACACACUUGAGUACAAAAGAUAUGUGUUUGUAUGAAAUAAAUGGAAUUGCUAUUUGUAUAAAUGCAGAAUGGUUUCUAUAAAAUGGACGUUAAAAAAAAAACGUUAGUGUUUACGCUUUUGUGGAAUUGGGCAAUUAUUUUUAGUGACUAUUUUCCAUUCCAUAAUACAAAUAAGUGUAGCAAUGGAAAUAUUGACCCUGAAGUUUUGGCGCCACUGCUCAUCAAGAACAAAUUUAUUUACAGGUCAACUGAGGACAAAACAAGUUCUGUACCAAGAAAUUCUGUACUUGAGAGCAAAACCAUAAAAAAAAAAAAGGCAGAGCUGCUGCAUCACUCCAUUUAUGAGAAAUAUCUUAUUGAGUUUCCUUAGGAUAGGAAUUCACAUGAAAUUGUUUUAAGAUUAGAUUGCUUUUGUGGGACAAAGUGUUAAAAUGCAGAAGGAUAUUUUAGGAAAGAUAGAAAAAGCUGAGUUUAUAACAUAUCCAAACAAUGAUGACGCAAGUGCUUCAGCUUGCUAGACUUUUAAAUAUCUGUACUUUACUUAAGCUUUUCUUUCACCUAAUACUUGUGACCUUUACUCACUAUAUUUCAAAACAAAAAUCUCUGCUUGCUUCUCACUACACUACAUUGCUCUGUAAUCAUGUAUUUCUAAGUCAGAACAUGACUGUUUAGUAUCAGACAGCUUCAAGGAGUCGAUCUAAAUUCCUGGUGACAGCAAGAACGAGACCUCACACCCAUCACUGUCAUCACGGUCUAUCUGCUGCUGUGUACACUUUGUAUUUAUCAUGACAGUUUGUAUUGUGACAGCUAGUUAUUAGCAUUCAACUAGUUUGUAUCAUCAGAGGUAUUUUCAUGCUAGCUAACGUGAGAGAUUAGUAAUUAGCUAAUAUUAAUGUUAAUAUUAACCAUGUUCCUUGGUGAAAGCAUUAAUUUACCAUCAGUACCAUCAUUAAGUAAGGAAUAAAACACUCCAUGUCAUGUUGUUAUAAGACAAUAAUCAACUACAGGGUGGUGUGAUGAAACAGAGUUACUGAUUAUUUUCCUAUAACAGCACAUCCCAAAGUGUUUUAUUCCUCUUAUACUACAGUAAUUUGCUAAUUGCAGUUAUUAAUCAUUAAAUAAUGACACAUUAACAUUUUUUAUGUUGUAGAACGUCCAUGAAACAAGUCCACUUACAUUAUAGAAGCUAUACAAAGCAGUUUCCUCAUCAGCCUCAACAGUUUCCUCAUCAGCCUCUGUUUUUUCUGUGUUUUGAAGUAAAUAAGACAAAAAAAAGCGAUCUUACUGAGAAACCCAGAUAACCUGAAGUCCUGAAGACAUUCCCGUGGUGGAAAGCUUAAAAUUACAGCUUCACCAUAUCAACAGUUACACGCUUUUUUUUUGAAGAUGUUAAUAUGAAGUAAUUCCCCGCGAAUAUGCUGUUAUUAUAGAAACAAUAAGGUAUUCAAACGAGUGCAUUAAUAUAACGAACUCUCAGACCCGCUGUUCUAGAAAAUGACACAACAGAGCUGUGUUGUAAGUAAACUGAAGAGUUUAUACUUUCCUACUUCAACUUUUAUGAGUAUUUAUUGAGAUGAAUCAUUGGACUUUUACUGGAGUCAAGAAUUUUGUUUUUUUUUUUUUAAAUAAAAUAAUAUCUACAUAUUGUAAUGAUACACCAUCCGGAGUAGACGUGUUCCAGCUGUACGGUUGUAUGUUUUAAAUCAGAGCCAAGCCUCUGUGAGUUCUGCCAAACCAUCACUGCGUUUUUACGGAGAAAGCGAGGAGACUCGGCCUUCAUUUGAGGCUUGUGAGUGUUUCUGUGGAAAGUAAAACCGUGAAAAACGUUUCUGUGGACCAGCCUGACUGAGCUGUUUUAUAAUCAAACCACUGUAACAACUCUGGAGAGAGGAAAAAUUGGCCAGACUUCAAGAUGUAGCGAUUUCUGGUAUGUCUGUUUUCACUGGGUGUUUACUGGAACAGCUGUCUUGAAGUAACCGUACAAAGGCCUGGAUAAUCCACAGAGCAGAAAACAACUCCUCUACACGCCUUUUAAAAAAAAUAAUUUUUUUUUUGAAACACAGCACUGAAGAUUUGUCAUUUAAAGUGCAAUUUUGCCGGGUAUCAUUUGAGCUGUAGAGGAACCAUUAUUCCUCCACUAAAAUGAUAGAAUGUAAUGUACUUUUAGAAUAAGAGUAUUAUUUGUCAGGAAAAACUGGCUCAUGGUGGAACAGAUGAAGCUGUAAGAGUCGGAGUGGAUUCAGCUUGGCCCAGAAACCACUUCAACGAUCCACUUUGUCAUUUGUCAGCAGAAGUUUUGAAAUGAUUAUUAAAGUACUAAAUUGUACUCUAAUUGGACAAAAGCACUUUAGUCUUCUUAGAGGUUCUGUUUUAAGCAAAAUAUAUCAUCAGUGUAUGUGAAGUGAGAUGUUUUUCUACUCUCUGUGUCACUUGUGAUGAACAUCAUGCUGAGAUUACUCCAGCUUUACCAUGGCAAACGCUACACACACACACACACAAACACACACACAAACCGGAUGCACGUCAUUCUCUCCACUCCUCUGACCUUUAACAACACCACAGCUCAGCCUUUUUAGACCACUGGUUCUCACAGCAGGAUCUGAGAUUUUGCAAUUUUUUAAAACAUUUUUGUUACAGUAGUGGAAAUCACAACCUAGCCUUACCAAAGCUGUUAUGUUUAUUACUGAGUUAUUAGUGAGUUGUUAUAUUUAGCCUGUUUGACUGGUCACUUGAAUUGAAUCGAAUCUAAAAUGAACUAAAUAAUAAAAAAAUCAGGAAUAAAUAGCUUUAUGGCUCUAAUAAACAGCCAAAUAUUAUUAUACACAGUUAAAUAAUGAGCUUCAAUGAGAAUGAUCUGUACUGAGGGGGAAAAAAGGUGAAAAAAGUUUGAUUACUCAAAUAUUUCAUAUUAAAGCACA
Pangasianodon hypophthalmus (striped catfish) is the source of this 7554-nucleotide messenger RNA. It is a transcript of the gene dsela, whose product is annotated as dermatan sulfate epimerase like a. The transcript has a single exon. Gene Ontology annotation, molecular function: chondroitin-glucuronate 5-epimerase activity. Bases 1036 to 4671 code for a protein of 1211 amino acids. The record is from RefSeq and is a predicted model, not a curated record. NCBI's taxonomy places the organism in Eukaryota, Metazoa, Chordata, Actinopteri, Siluriformes, Pangasiidae.